AAACUUUGAUUUUUUUUUGUUUUUAAUUUCUUGCCAUUUACCCUGAGGAGGUUGACAUGACAAUGACCCGGUAUCGCCGAUGGAUUCGGUAGGACACCCGUUAUCCGAGUGUUUUUUAAUGCACUCUGAACAAGAAAUGAACUUAUCGAAGGGGCCAUUAGUGAACAGCAGCAGUGAAGAUAACUCCAAGUCAUCUUAUGGUAAAUGCGGCGCUGGCGCCUGGAGAAUGCACCAGAGCUACGAUCCACUGGAGGCCAACCACAUGAGAGACGCACAUGCCCUCUACAACCCCAGGCUUCUCUGCAGAAUGUCCAGUAAGGAGCGCCACCUUGAGUCCAGUUGUCCGUCCUCUUAUAUAAAGACUGAGCCGUCUAGUCCUGCCUCCCUGACUGAUAGUCUAAACCAUCACUCCCCUGGUGGCUCCAGCGACGCCUCAGGCUCAUAUUCGUCCACGAUGAACGGUCACCCCAAUGGCUUAGACUCCCCAAGCCUUUAUGGCUCCAACGCAGGGACCCUAGGACCUGCUGGCGGCCCUGGAUCAAAGCGUUAUGAGGACUGUUCAUCAACCAUUGGGGAAGAUUCACAAAUUAAGUGCGAGUACAUGUUGAAUUCCAUGCCCAAGAGGCUGUGUCUCGUGUGCGGGGACAUUGCGUCAGGUUACCACUAUGGAGUGGCAUCCUGCGAGGCCUGCAAGGCCUUCUUCAAACGCACCAUCCAAGGCAACAUUGAGUACAGCUGUCCAGCCACCAAUGAGUGCGAGAUCACCAAGAGGAGACGCAAGUCGUGCCAGGCCUGCCGCUUCAUGAAGUGUCUGACUGUUGGCAUGCUGAGGGAGGGUGUUCGUCUGGACAGGGUUCGCGGUGGAAGACAGAAGUACAAACGUCGGAUAGAUGCAGACAACAGCCCGUACCUGAAUCCACAGCUGGCUCUGCCCCCCAAGAAGCCAUUUGCCUUUGGCUGCCUUGCAGAUAACAAAAUCGUAUCUCACCUGCUGGUGGCUGAGCCAGAGAAGAUUUAUGCCAUGCCGGACCCGACAGUACCAGACAGCGACAUCAAGGCCCUGACUACGCUGUGUGACCUGGCGGACAGAGAGCUGGUGGUCAACAUUGGUUGGGCCAAACAUAUUCCAGGUUUUUCCACGCUGUCUCUGGCAGACCAGAUGAGUCUCCUACAGAGUGCAUGGAUGGAAAUCCUGAUCCUACGUGUUGUCUACCGUUCACUGCCCUUUGAAGACAAGUUGGUGUAUGCUGAGGACUACAUAAUGGACGAGGACCAGUCGAAAUUAGCUGGACUUCUGGACCUGAACAAUGCCAUCCUUCAGCUGGUGAAGAAAUAUAAAUCUAUGAAACUAGAGAAGGAGGAAUUUGUCACUCUCAAGGCCAUUGCUUUGGCUAACUCAGACUCCAUGCAUAUUGAAGAUGUGGAUGCAGUACAGAAGCUCCAGGAUGUGCUUCACGAGGCCCUGCAGGACUACGAGGCUUCCCAGCACCAGGAGGAUCCCCGUCGGGCAGGCAAGCUGCUCAUGACCCUCCCCUUGCUCCGCCAGACCUCCACCAAGGCUGUGCAACACUUCUACAGCAUCAAGCAGGAUGGCAAAGUCCCAAUGCACAAACUCUUUUUGGAGCUGCUGGAAGCCAAGGUCUGAGGACAGGGACUAGAUGGAAGGACAGCUAGAGUCUGAUCCACCUGGGCUUCAACUCGAACUCUGAACAUCAACUUUGAAUGACCUCUUGCUCUUUUACGCGCACUCUCACAGAUACAGGCACACACACACUCUCACACACACACACACAGAAAUAUGAAGUUUGUCUGCUGACACAUCUCCCUAUAAAUAGACGCUAUCCAGACCUCUCACCUGAACUUGAAACACCACGUCUUUGACAAAAGGGUGUUGACUUGAUGAUCUUUUUUGGAGGAAGACGGUGACAGACUGUGUAACUCCCAUUUAUCAAUGGAAGACGAUAUUUGCUAAGAGUAACUUAACAGUUCUCGCAGUGACUCCAAACACUGACGAUGACAAACACUUAUGCAUUUAAUAACAAUUAGGAUGUUAUUAAUGACAAACGCUUAAAUGAGGACACGUUUAAAAGACACUGAACAGUCUUCUUUUUAGCUCUGAGAGACUGUAAGACUGCACUCGUGUCUCCUUUCCCCCUCCUGUUUCCCUCAGAGUUUUUUAGUGUUCAAGAAGAAGACGAGUGGACAAAAAACGAACACUUAGGAGGUGUUAAUGACAUUUAUUGUUGAAGUACAUGUACAGUGAAAUUUGAAUCAAUGGACAGAAAGAAAAGAAGAGGAGAUUUGCCCUGCCAAAGAAUGGAAUCAUCCAUUCAGAGGAUGCCAGCAAACUUUACUGUCAUAACCCAAAACCAUUUCUGUUUUGAUCUGCCAGUGGUUUUCAGUCCUGGGCCUCAAGAGUACUGCUGAUUCUCUCUUCCUGUAAUUAUUAAAUUGUUUUCUGGGUAUUAUGAAAACCAGCAGCGCUUAAGGUUUUACGGAAAAGCAUUGGAAACAACUGCUUUAAACUCUUUCUGGUUCUCCCUAAAUUCAAUUUCCUGGUUUCCCAUGACUCCCCCGCUUCAAGUACAACUUUACUGUUUGCUGUAUUUGCUGACGACUGGUCAUCCUGGCCUCUCAAACCUGUCUUGCCAUAAUAUCAAUGUCUGUUCACUGGGCAAAGCUAAAAAUUGUUUCAUAUAUUCUAACCACAUGAGGUGUGAUUAAUUCACAGAGUUUAAAAGUAUACAUAUGACUUCUUAGUUGCUAACAACAGAAUACAAUUUGAUUGAAACUUCAUAACAUAAAAAGAUACAUGGCUAACAAACAAAUGUGGGCUGAGUUCACAUUCUGUGUAUAGUGUGUAAUCGAUGAAAAACACCUCUUGUGUUCAGACGUGUAUUUGAACAAUUUUUAGCAGUUUUGUGGCCCUGAUUUGCAGCUUUUCACAUACCAGUCAGUAGGGAUUUAAGUCUAUCAACGUGCCAUUAGUAGUCCAACCCAAGCUCAUUAGCCACACUCCAAAAACUCAAAAGUCUCACCUCUGUAUUACCCUCCUCAUCCCGUUGUGUUCACGACUACCAGCUCAUCUCCUGUGUCAGUACAGAGACAUUCUUGUGACUCAUUCAGGGAGUGUAGGGGGAGCCGCAGUCACUCGGCGCAAUUCAAACCAGAAGGAAAGGUGUGCUGACAAAACUGACUGAAGAAUACGUAUUGUUGCUUUAAAACUCCUCGAUCUUUUUUCUUAAUUUCUACCUUGAAAAUAAUCUUAGUGAUGAUACCAAUAUUAGGGUUGUAAAUAAUUGUCAUCCUGUAUAUGACAUAUAACAUGGCUUUGUUUUUGUUAUUAAUAUUGUCUUCUUAAAACUGAAUCAAUCAAUAUGUCUUUCCUUUUUUCUAUCAGCUUGACCACUUUCAGCAAUUAUCAUAUAUAUAUAUAUAAAAAUAUAACAAGUAAUAAUGUAUUAACAAAUCAGCGUUUAUCUUAGAAACUCUGAGCAAUAGUGGUUUUCAAGGAGGGGUUUGUGUAUAUGGACUAAGUCUGCAAUAUUAACAUUACAUGCCAGUCUUAAAUUCGGGAGAAAGGGGGAUGAGGAUUUGGAGGAGAAUGUGUAGCUUCUCUUUCUCUCUGUGUAACUUGCCAUAAGCUAUUAGAUAACAGUCACUGGGCAUUUCCUUUCAUGACCGUUAAGAAGAAAAAUACAACCCAGGAAUCUAUUCACUUAAAAGCUGUGUAAAGGUUGCAACUGGGAGAAGUAAUACAAGCAAAUAAAAACAAAAAGAUCCAGCAUCCAAUUUGCAAUUCUCACCUUCUGAAGUCCGCACCUUUCAUGUGACCAGGCUUUUUUUGCAUUGACAUUUGAUCUGAUUGAACCAGGACAAUUCUUGUAGUGAAAAAAACACUUAGAU
This is a messenger RNA of Pundamilia nyererei, 3906 nucleotides long. It is a transcript of the gene esrrga, whose product is annotated as estrogen-related receptor gamma a. Gene Ontology annotation, molecular function: sequence-specific DNA binding; zinc ion binding; steroid binding. The transcript is spliced from 9 exons. Gene Ontology annotation, cellular component: nucleus. Bases 80 to 1645 code for a protein of 521 amino acids. The record is from RefSeq and is a predicted model, not a curated record. NCBI's taxonomy places the organism in Eukaryota, Metazoa, Chordata, Actinopteri, Cichliformes, Cichlidae. Gene Ontology annotation, biological process: regulation of DNA-templated transcription.